CCAGAACUGACUGAGAGGAGAGCCUUCUCCAAUCUCUGCCCACUCUCAUGACCGCUCACUCCCCUCACUUUGCUUAACCUGCCAAAAGAGAAGUGGAUCUUCCAACAAAACCAAAAAGGAAAGGGCAAAAAUAUUCAUCGUGCUGAGGGAUGCACCUUGUGGGGACUCUUGUCUCCUCAGAUGAUACACUACACUAAACCUGUCCUAAUUCUCCUGUGAAACACUCUAAGAACCACCAUCCUGACUGUGAGAGCAAUACUUUAUAUUCUGUCUAGUGACUUUUUCGAUGUUAUCCAUAUAUCCUAAACAACACAGGGAGGAUUUGAACCCAGGUCUCUAGACUCCAGAAUUGUUGUGCUCUUUCCUCUCUACCAUACCUGUCACAUCUGAAUGCAUAUUUUCAGUGACUAAAAUACAACCCCAUUAGCCAAGUUCCAACCCAUCCCCAGUUCCCAAAUUCCCCUCAUCAAGGAAAAUCUGUGGGAAAAAAUUCUCUGUACACACAGGAACAAUUAUAAUACAGUAUUUCUCAUAUAAGUAUUAUUUUUGGCACUUUCCACGUGGCAGAGUAACGAAAGUGUUAUUUACCCUUUAGGGUGGAUGAAGAGGAAACCGAGACUCUAAGAGUUGCCUAAAGUCACUACAGCUAACACACAUGGGAGUUUAGAGGAGGGAAAGUUCUAACAGAUGAAUAAUCCAAGAAAACGGGGGCCAUUGGAAUGCAGACUCCAGGCAGUGAACUUGUCGAAAUGAUUUGAAUUCCCUUUACUGGCAGAGGCACUUCCCUGCCCUGGGGGCCAAGGCAGAAACCGAAGUUAACAGAAACUGAUAGACAGAAAAGUACCCGUGUGCCCCGGGAGGCCCAUAGCAUUGGAAAGUCCCCGCCCCUACCUGCCUACCUGACAGCCCUGGGAGCGGGAGCGGAGCGGCAAAACCCCAGUGUUUGCUCUGUCUCAGUGCCCAUAUUGCCUGCCCAUCCACCCACUGCCCCAACAAGGUGUCUUGGCUCAUUGGUCCUGGCUGCUCCGCCCAGCAGGUGAUGUGCCUGAGUGGGACAAAAGCUCAAGGGAGGCCCUUAGGCAGACACCGGAGACCUCAGGGGUGGUUCUCACUCCGGCUGCAAUUCCAGGUUUGGGCUCCAGCUCUUCAGAAAAUGGGCCAGAGGACAGCCUGUUGGGUCCGGAACAGGUGAUUCAAGGUUCAAGCAUCUUCUGCAGCCCCUGUUGGGGACUUGGACAGCAUGAACUGGGCAUUCCUCCAGGGCCUCCUGAGUGGGGUCAACAAGUAUUCCACCAUCCUCGGCCGAGUCUGGCUGUCAGUGGUACUGAUAUUUCGAGUGCUGGUCUACGUCGUAGCAGCAGAGGAAGUGUGGGAUGAUGACCACAAAGACUUUGACUGCAACACGCGCCAGCCGGGCUGCGCCAAUGUCUGCUACGACCACAUCUUCCCCAUCUCCCACGUCCGCCUGUGGGCCCUGCAGCUCAUCCUGGUCACUUGCCCCUCGCUGCUCGUGGUCAUGCACGUAGCCUACCGGGAGGAGCGGGAGCGGAGGCACCGGCUAAAGCACGGCCCCCAGGCCAGACCCCUCUAUGGAAACCCAGGGAAGAAGCGGGGAGGUCUCUGGUGGACCUACCUACUAAGCCUGAUAUUCAAGGCUGGCGUGGAUGCCGGAUUCCUGUACAUCUUCCAUCGCCUCUAUCAGAAUUACGACAUGCCCCGUGUGGUCCACUGCUCUGUGGACCCCUGCCCCAAUGUGGUCGAUUGCUUCAUCUCGCGACCCACAGAGAAGAAGAUCUUUUCCUAUUUCAUGGUUGCCACGGCCGUGAUCUGCAUUCUGCUCAAUCUGGGGGAGGUGUCCUACCUGAUAUGCAAGAGAUGUCAAGAGGCCCUAGGUCCCCAGAACUCUAACCAUCGGAAGCAUCGAAAGCAUGGCCACAAUGGCCCCUUGGGGGCCCUGCAGGAUGCUUGUCCCCCUUAUGCUCCCUCCCAGGCUUUGCAACAAGAUAACCCCACCAGGGAGAUCACAUUGCCUUGUUAAAGACUCUGAAAAGACAGGAUAGUCAUUGAAAAGCCCUGGUUCUGGAGUUCAAAGAACUGACUUCUAUACCUGGGCAAGUGCCUUUUCUAGUCCUAAAUUUUGUCAUCUGGAUAAUGAAAUUCAGAUUGGACUAGAUUAUAUCGCAGUAAGGUUCCUCAAACCUAUGAGUCUAUGAUGUGAUAAUGACAGCAAUACAAGUAUCAUGGAGGGGAGGGAUGGGUGGAUGAGCCAUUACUCCUCUCCUUCUAAUCAGUUUGGCCAGCCCCCUCACUUAAGUAAGCAGCAGACCCCUUGGAAGAGUAGGUGGAGUAAAGACAAACCCACUCCUAGCAACAGAACUCAUUCCUGGAAGGGCACAGAGCUAAAUAACAAAAAUGUCAGCUUCCUUCCCCUUAGGAACUCUCCCCUCCAUAUGUCCCACGGGAGAAGUUAGUGGAGGGAGUGUGGGAAGGAUGUCACCAUGAGGAGGUGAAGACUUACUCCGGAGCUGGGCUGGGACCUCAUGUGUAUGUGCACCCAUAAAGGGAAAGGAUUCCGAAUAAAAGCACUUGGCAAAUAGACCUUGCCUUGGAACCCAAGUCAAUAAUACUUAAAGUAAUUCACCCCUAUCUCCUAGGGAGCAAACUCCUGGAGAUGUGGGAUAGAUGGAAGGAGAGAAGUAGAGAUCACUUCCUACAAUUAAAGUUGUCCACUUCUGGAAGGGGCUUCCUUGGGAAGCAAUGGAUUCUUCCACAAAUACACACUGGAUAUCUUCAAGCAAAGACUGGUUUGGGAACUGCUUUCUGGGUCACUUUGGAGAAGAUUACCUCUGAGGUCUUUCCAGAUCUGAGCUUCCUGGAAAGAAAUGUCCCUUGUCUACUUCUUUGGAGUCUGGAUGAUGUCAUGACCUAAAGAGGGCCAAGUCAAUAUUUCUCUUUGGAUCAAGGUGUGCCCCUCUCAGCUAGCAAAGGACAGAGAAGGUGGAGGAGAUCCCAUCAGCUAAGGGACAGGUUCCAAAUGGCUUCCUAGACUUUGUCCCAAGAUAGAGUUUAAAGAGGAGAAAAUCUGGGAGAAACCAUCAGACAGACACCCAUGCCCACAACCCUUCCCUCUGCCUAGCUCACUAUCCACCACAGGCUGGGAUGUGCCUCUCUGUAGAUGACUCAGCCUUGAGGAUGGAAAGGGACACUUGGGGAGAGACAGUAUUGGAAAGACAGGGAAGGAGAGAGAGAGAAAAGCAGGUCACAUCCCGAGAUCAGAGAACUACAAUUCCACUAUCAUUUGUUAUUUGCUUGUUUUCUUCAGUGGGGUAUGAAGGAAGAUAACAAGAAAAGUGAAAUAAGGAUACAGUUCUCAAAAGAAAAAAUGAGAACAGAAGGAAUCCUGAACAAACUGGACAGCUUUGAAAGUUACAUAUUGUAUUUGUUAUAUAAUUUUUUCUAAAAAAAAAAAACAAGCUCUACAUAAUAGAAAUGAGCUUUUUAUGUAUAUUCUUCUUCCAUUUUACAAUAUAUGUGAAAAUACUCAUUUUAUUUGUUUUUUGUUAAAUCAAAAUUAUUUAAAAAUAAAAUGGAGAUUUUUUUUUAAAAAAAA
Molecule: messenger RNA, 3610 nt
Organism: Antechinus flavipes (yellow-footed antechinus)
Lineage: Eukaryota; Metazoa; Chordata; Mammalia; Dasyuromorphia; Dasyuridae
Gene: GJB4
Product: gap junction protein beta 4
Exons: 2
Coding region: 1241-2038 (265 amino acids)
Biological process (GO): cell communication
Cellular component (GO): connexin complex
Source: RefSeq, a predicted model, not a curated record